This is a messenger RNA of Rosa chinensis, 837 nucleotides long. RefSeq lists its product as uncharacterized. Lineage: Eukaryota; Viridiplantae; Streptophyta; Magnoliopsida; Rosales; Rosaceae. The coding region runs from base 193 to 837 and encodes 214 amino acids. The transcript is spliced from 4 exons. The record is from RefSeq and is a predicted model, not a curated record.
AUAGCCUGUCGGUCUGGUGUGAUCCUAUGUCAAUGGUAUAGUCGUCGGCAAUAAUCGCAAGUUGGCGAAAAUUAAAUCCGAGUGAGUUCGAGUCACUGGAAUCGUGAAGGAUUCCAUUAUUUGGGUUACUGGGUUUUGGGCGAUUUGAUCUUUGGGGCUGCGCUUUCCAGACCAGAACAACAUUAGCAGGUGAUGGGCUUCAUGAUGGAGGAGCAUAAUCAGAAGAAUUUUGAAGAGUCCAACUCAGGACCAAAAGGGGUACAUUUGGUGGAUUCGGCUAAUUUGGAUGUCGCAUGUUUAGAAACAGAAAUUGGGAGGUUGACAUACACAGUUGAUUGCAUGGAACCCAAGCUGGAGGAUUUAAGAUUACAUGUAUUUAACUUAGAACAUGCGAUGCUUGAAAUAUUGAAUGGUGAUUGUAUUGAGGAAAUUGUUUCUGAGGUUGUCGAAAUUGUGAGUUUAAAGGCCAAUAAGACUCAUAAUCUGUUGAGUCGAACUGUUGGUACAACCUUUGUGGAGCAAAUGGAUGAGGAUUUGUUUGGUGAACAUGGGAGAAGCAGUCAAGACCCACUAAAAAAAUUGACCAAGUCACCAGUGUUGGAUGGCUAUGCUGAUGAGGGACCCCAUGAGGAACUCAUACAUGAUGAGCACAAACCUGACCCCGUUACGAGGGUUAAACAGCAGCCACAAAAGACUAUUCGUUCUCGGAAGCAACAAAGGGGUAAACCCAAAGCCCCAAUUUUUGCAAUAAGCGGUCUCAUCACACCUGAGAAUGCACAUCUCAUGAAAUUUUUAUUUAGGAAGAAUGGAAUUGGAGAAGACAAGUGGAGGCUCUGA